AUGCGCUCCUCCAUCAGCUCCGUCCUCACCCUCGCGGCAACCGCCUCCGCCGCCGCGGUAUCCUCUCGCGCGGACUACGGCUACUGGGACUUCGCCGGCUCCGCCACCUACCCGGUCAGCGGCUACACGUCGUACCACGUCGACGCGACGUAUCACAACAGCGAGCUCGAGGCACCUAUCGAGGUGACUUGCAGCUAUCUCUACAACCCCCGUGACAAGACCGAGACGGCAUCGUGCUCGGACCCGAGCUUCACGUACGACUUUGGUGGUGUCCGCCAGGCGAACACCGUUGCGAAUGUGACGCUGACGCAGACUGUCGGGCUCUGGGGAAGCAACGUCACCGUGAGAGGCACGAAGGAGUUUGAUUUCGAUUUCAGUGGUGGUGCCGGGUUUACGGGUAAUGCAGAGGGUACCAUCGAGGCUCAGACCGGUACGGCAUGA
Colletotrichum karsti is the source of this 441-nucleotide messenger RNA. RefSeq lists its product as uncharacterized. Lineage: Eukaryota; Fungi; Ascomycota; Sordariomycetes; Glomerellales; Glomerellaceae. The record is from RefSeq and is a predicted model, not a curated record. The transcript is spliced from 2 exons. The coding region runs from base 1 to 441 and encodes 146 amino acids.